GCCAAUUUCCAAGAUGGCGGCGGAGGGAGGAGGGAAGGAGACGAACGAAAUUAAAACCCAGUUCACCACAAGGGAAGGCGUCUACAAGCUCCUCACUCACUCCGAAUACAGCCGCCCGAACAGGGUGCCUUUCAACUCGCAGGGCUCCAACCCGGUCAAGGUCUCCUUCGUCAAUGUGAACGACCAGUCCGGCAACGGCGACAGGAUCUGUUUCAAUGUGGGCCGGGAGCUUUACUUUUACAUCUACAAAGGCGUGAGAAAGGCUGCGGACCUCAGUAAACCCAUAGACAAGAGGAUAUACAAAGGCACGCAGCCGACGUGUCACGACUUCAACCCCCUUACAGCCACAGCAGAGAGCGUCUCCCUGUUGGUGGGCUUUUCAGCUGGCCAGGUGCAGCUGAUUGAUCCAAUCAAGAAGGAAACCAGCAAACUCUUCAAUGAGGAGAGACUUAUUGACAAGUCGAGGGUGACGUGUGUACGAUGGGUUCCUGGUUCAGAGAGCCUGUUCCUGGUGGCUCACUCCAGCGGGAGCAUGUACCUGUACAACGUGGAAAACACCUGCGGCACCACCGCACCUCACUACCAGCUCCUCAAGCAGGGGGAAAACUAUGCCGUGCACACCUGCAAGAGCAAGUCAGCCCGGAACCCGCUGCUGCGCUGGACAGUGGGUGAGGGGGCGCUGAAUGAGUUCGCCUUCUCUCCGGAUGGCAAGUUUCUGGCUUGCGCUAGCCAGGACGGCUUCCUGCGGGUGUUUGGUUUCGAUGCUGCGGAGCUCCACGGAACAAUGAAGAGCUACUUUGGAGGCUUACUGUGUGUGUGCUGGAGCCCUGACGGGCGGUAUAUUGUGGCGGGAGGAGAGGACGACCUGGUGACUGUGUGGUCGUUUUCGGACUGCAGAGUGAUCGCACGGGGACAUGGUCACAAGUCGUGGGUGAGCGUGGUGGCGUUUGACCACUGCACCACCAGUGUUGAGGACGGUGAGCUGCCUGCUGAGUUCAGUGGGAGUGAUGAGGACUUCCAUGAGCAGAUUCAUUUCGGAGCUGGCAGAGAGAGAGCCAACAGCUCUCACUCUAGGCUAUCUAAGAGAAACUCCACAGAAAGUAGGCCGGUCAGCGUGACGUACAGAUUUGGCUCAGUUGGGCAGGAUACUCAGCUGUGUCUGUGGGAUCUUACAGAGGACAUCCUUUUCCCUCACCUCCCUUUGUCUCGCACAAGGACUCACACUAAUGUGAUGAGUGCCACAAGCCCUACAGCCACUGGACAAACGGUGACCACUGUAUCCAUCACCUCCUCCACCAAUGCCACUGGAUCAAAUGGUAAAGACAAUGUGAGCAAUAGUUGCGUCAGCAGCAACCCAGCUAAUUCCCUCCCCGACACCCUGCCCCGCUCCAACAGCCUGCCUCAGGCCACCAACCCAGCCGGAGGCAGCACCCCCAACAGCCACACGGGGAGCAGCUGCAGCAGCGGCAGCAGUAAGGGCAACAGCAUCAUUGACAGCACGUUCAUCGCCACCAAGUUCGCAACGCUGUCUCUGCACGACUCACGGAAGGAGCGCCACGAGAAGGACCACAAGAGAAACCACAGCAUGGGUCACAUCAGCAGCAAGAGUAGCGACAAGCUCAACCAGCUUAGCUCCUCACGGACGGCAAAAGCUGAGGCUGCCAAAACUCUGGGCACCAUGCUGUGUCCACGCAUGGAGGAAGUUCCCCUCCUAGAGCCGCUGGUGUGCAAAAAGAUCGCCCACGAGAGACUGACUGUGUUAAUCUUCCUGGAGGACUGUCUGGUUACAGCUUGUCAGGAGGGUUUUAUUUGCACAUGGGCAAGGCCUGGCAAAGUGGGAUUAUCAUCUCAAAACAACCCGGCCAACUCCCCCAGUGGAACAGUGGUAUAGAGGCAGGCCGGUGCUGCUAAUGGUGGAUCCAUGCUGCAGAGACGGGGAUGAUCAAGGCCAUGGAGUGGCCCUUCACGCACUGUCACUUGGCUUCCUGUAUCUGUGUCAUUCUUAUCACUACACUUACCCCAAAGCUGCUCUCAUGUAAAGGAAGCUGAUGCUGGUUGGGGUUUAUAGUUUUUUUUUUUUUUUUAGAGUGUUUGACUGGCUCAUUGUUGCAUCUUUGGUUAUAUCAAAUUGUCUAGUCUGAAACUAACAAACUCUAAAACCCAAUCUUUUGUGCCUAUAGAUGUUGAACGACUAGACAGUGAAUUGAUGAUGCCUCAACCCAACCUUUUUGUAUGAGUUUAGCUCAGUUCCUUGUUUGAUUGAUGUAUUCCAAGAUAAAAGGGAAUAAGAUACAGGAAUAUUUGAAGAGGCUGCAACAUAUCCCUGAAACUAGUUCUUGUUCUUCUCCUUAGAAAUAUAAAAAUCUGAGGUAUCACACUGAGUGAAUUUUGCACAUUUUUCAUAUUACAAUAAUUUCCCAGUUUUGAAUUUGCGAUGGCAGAACGCAAGGGUAACUUUUCCACAUCUCUGUUUUCAAAGCACUUGGAGAGAAAAAAAAAAAGCGGCUUAGAGUCGUUCUCCGUCUCAAUAUUAGAUGCUGCAAUCCGUUUUUUUAUAUGGAAAACAAAUUCUUUGCACUUAGUAGUUUAUUAGAGGAGAAUGGCUUUACAUUUUUGGAGUGUGUCAGGAAUCUGACAUGGUUAAGAUGAAUAAAAAAAAAAAAACUUUGUAUCUAUUGAACAUUUAUUUUAUUAUUGUUUCAGAUUAAACUGGCUCUGUAUUAUAUGUAAAUAUUGUACUUCAAUGAUUUAUGGGUGAAAUUAACAUUAAUACUCUAGUACAAAGAUUUUUCAUUUCAUAAAAUAGUGAUAUUUCUUAUACAGAAAGUCUAAUAUUAAAAUGAGUCUUGAAUAUGCAAGUGAAUAUGUUUUUUUUUUCCCCCGUUGUACAUAAAGAGAAUUCAGGUGUAUUUUUAUUAAGGAAGCGUUUGGUAUUAGGAAAUGUUUUUCAAAUCCUCUCGCCUAACUGGUGGGGCUGUAUGCUUGCUAGCCUGUCACUGCAGGUUCCCUUUUACAACACAGGCAGGUAGGAGCAGAAGCGGCCAUCACUCUGAGCUCAGGUAAACCACAGGAAGACUUGCUGAUACAAUCCCCCCUCACUCGGAGGCCUUCGUCCCACCCUGGCAACAUGCUGGUGAAUUCACUUCAAGACUGAGGAAAUAAGUUCUACGCUGCGGGAUUAGACUCCUGUAACAGUGAAUAGAACCUUUUUCCCCCUGAACUGAUGCCGAACUCGUGAAAAAAAACUUGACACUGUGAUGAAUUUGUGUUGACAAAUUGUCAGCAUUUGAAGGUGGUGCAGAUGAGGGUGAGGGGGGGGAUUUAUCUUGCACCCACAUAGGACUGAGGAUUUAAACAGUGGGAGCCUUUUCCUUUAUGUGACGCCUAUUAAAACAACUU
Molecule: messenger RNA, 3399 nt
Organism: Cyprinodon variegatus (sheepshead minnow)
Lineage: Eukaryota; Metazoa; Chordata; Actinopteri; Cyprinodontiformes; Cyprinodontidae
Product: WD repeat-containing protein 20-like
Exons: 4
Coding region: 14-1891 (625 amino acids)
Molecular function (GO): protein binding
Source: RefSeq, a predicted model, not a curated record